This is a messenger RNA of Culex quinquefasciatus (southern house mosquito), 1494 nucleotides long. Its product is annotated as gustatory receptor for sugar taste 64f. The transcript has 5 exons. Gene Ontology annotation, biological process: detection of chemical stimulus involved in sensory perception of taste; sensory perception of sweet taste. Gene Ontology annotation, molecular function: sweet taste receptor activity. Bases 135 to 1484 code for a protein of 449 amino acids. Lineage: Eukaryota; Metazoa; Arthropoda; Insecta; Diptera; Culicidae. The record is from RefSeq and is a predicted model, not a curated record. Gene Ontology annotation, cellular component: membrane.
CCUUCCGCCAACGGUUUUGGUCAUUCAUCGUGCAAAACGUCGCCCCCCACGUGCUAUUGACUCUGUGUCCUCAACUCCCACACUUGCACAUUACAGAAUCGUUGAACGGACCCCGUUGUGUGUGUCCUGCAGGUAUGGCCAGAAAGCUGGUGCAGGAUCGGCUUUUCCGCCGUAGGACCAACAAAGUGACUAGGUUCAACAAUGACAUCGCCCCUUCUGUGGAGCGGAAAUCUCACUUUGUGACCGAACUGAACCUCUUCAAGCGGGCAUCUCGCGAGGACUGGAUUCGGGACGGCACAUUCCACGACGCCGUCGGGGGCCUCCUGGCAACGGCCCAACUGUUUGCCGUCAUGCCCGUGUGUGACGUUACGGCCAAAGAUCCCCGCAGGUUGCACUUCUCUUGGUUCAGCAAACGGGCACUCUACACGUACGUGGGGCUAGCCGGGACGGCGUUUGUAGCGGUGAACGCCAUCAUACGGUUCUUGAUGAAAAAUUUCAACUUUAACCGCCUGACGACGGUGUUCUUCUACUCGUACAAUCUGUACGGGAUGUAUCGCUUUCUGCUGUUGGCUCGAAAGUGGCCAAAGUUGAUGCAGUCGUGGUACGACGCGGAACAGACAUUGCCCCAGAUGGGCAACGUCGUCGAUCGAGGGGCUCUCGCUUGGAAGAUCAAGAUGAUUUCGUUGCUUGUAAUAACAAUGUCUUUGACGGAACAUCUGAUCUCUAUCAUUGCAGCCGUUUAUUACACUUCGGACUGUCCGGAUAUUGGCGAUCCGGUGGACUUUUUCUUCAAGUCUAAUUUUGUUUUUAUUUUCCACUACUUUGAGUACAGUAAAGUGAGAGGAUUUUUCAUUAAAUACAUCAACAUUUUAUGCACCUUUCUGUGGAGCUACAUCGAUUUAUUUGUGAUUGUGACCAGUAUAGGACUUUCACAUACGCUCAAGAGAAUCAACGAAUAUUUGAUGAAGCAUAAACGAGAGAGCAUGACAGAGAAAUUCUGGGGUGAACAACGACAAAACUACCGUAACAUCUGUGAUUUGGUACAACAAGUGGACGAUGUAGUUUCCAUCAUAACCAUGCUAUCCAUUUCAAAUAAUCUGUUCUUUAUUUGUGUAUCAAUAUUGCAAAGUUUAAACUCCCAUCCAACGUUUGUCCACACGGUGUACUUUUGGCUCGGCCUAAUCUUCCUGAUCGGUCGAACGCUGGCCGUGUCGAUGUACGCCGCCGAGGUCAACGACGAGUCCAAGCGGCCCAUUGAGGUGCUGCGGACGAUCCCGCGGGACGGGUGGUGCCUCGAGGCGAAACGCUUCGCCGAGGAGGUUGUCAACGAUACCGUGGCCCUCACCGGGAUGAAAUUCUUCAACAUGACCCGGAAGCUGGUUCUCAAAGUGACCGGCUCGAUCAUAACCUACGAGCUGGUGCUGAUACAGUUUCACCAGGACGAACCCGUCGAGGUGGAUUUGUGCAAAAUGAGAAGUUUCUAGGGGGGCGUGA